AUGUCUCAUACCCUGUGGACACUAUUAAUCCAGCACACUGGUGAUCCAUCCGGUGUGGGGCAUACGCUGAGCAACAGCGAGAAACGCGCUUACUUGGAUGCCGAGGUUUGCUUGCUGGGCAAGGCCCCCAAGUUUGGCUUCGAGGGGGCCAAAAACAGGUUCGAGGAGCUCCAGGCCGCUCAUCAAGUCCAGGCUUAUCUCAUUCAUGGAGUUUGUGGGUACCAGGGAGCGCAACCAUACUGGGAUGAGACACGGGAUGCCGGUCGCGUCAGUGAGUCCGAGAUCCUUGAUCCGGACACUGGUUUCGGAGGAGAUGGUGUGGGUGAGAGGGGUUGUAUCGCCGACGGACCGUUUGCAGGCUACAUCAACAGCAUCGGGCCAGGUUAUAGGAUUACGGAUCGCUGCAUCACACGCUUCGUGAACAACACCCGAAGCUUGAUGGCUAGCCCCCGUUUCACCGACAGGUGCCAAGGCAUGAAUCGAUAUGUUGACGUGUGGCCAUGCCUCGAGGGAAACCCUCAUAAUUCGGGCCAUGGCGCUAUUAGCGGACUGGACGGCUCCGAAGCGACGAUCCCCGCCGACGGCCCCAUCCUCAUCUUCCCCGGGGACGGAGGAAACAUUGACUGGGACGAGAUUGACUGGGAAAAGAUUGGCUUCCCGGCCUCGGCGGUGGAAAUGGAGGCCCGAUCCAGUUGCCGCCCGGCGUUGACGUUCCCGGAAGCCCUGGAACCUCCCGAGGAUGCCGAGCCUCAAGAGCCCAGGGGUGACCCGGGCGAUGUGACCACGUUGAACCACGUCCUGAAGAUGUUUGGCCUCGUUCCAGACGCCUUGAUCCGAGACGUCAUGGAUAUCGCCGGAGGCACUCUGUGUUACGAGUACGUCUAA
Parascedosporium putredinis is the source of this 885-nucleotide messenger RNA. The record is from the annotation of a GenBank genome assembly. NCBI's taxonomy places the organism in Eukaryota, Fungi, Ascomycota, Sordariomycetes, Microascales, Microascaceae.